UUUUCAUCAACACUUUUCUUAAAGUUUGAUAGGAAAAAUGCACCACCAAAGGAUGUGUGUAGCUGAUGGGCUACUCCUCCCUUAAUCAAAGAUCUCAAAUUCGAGUUCUGAAUAUAAAAAAAUUCUUGAAUGUGCGCUUCCCGUGAAUAGGUCCUACGCAGCGUGAAUUUAAAUUAAUCAAUUUUUUUUUUAAAAAAAAGGAAAAAUGAGCCCCGGCCAACAAAGAAGCCAAUGAAGAAUUUGUCAAAACAAAAUAUAUAUUGGUACGAUAAAUUAGGUAACUACGAUUAUUUUUGAUUAUUAAUAAAUAAAUGUAAAAAUAUCAAAAUCGUCGAGUGCAUUUGAAGAAAAGGGGAUUCCAAAAAUAAUAUUUCUCACUAAGUUGUGCAUCAUCGCGGCACUAAUUCAAUGGCGAAUCAGGCAGUGGAGGAAAAGCCACUUAGGAAAAUGGCGGAAGCAUUCAAAGAGUUAGCCAACACUUUAAAUUCUCAAACCCUAGACGAAACUGUUCAAAUGGAAGUGGCCCCUUUCUCUCACGCUUGCACUUUGGUCGCCCCUCUAUUCCGAUGCCUCGGUAUCGCCUUCAAGUUUGCUGAGCUCGAUUACAUUGCUAAGGUGGAUGAUCUAGCAGAGGCUUCAAAGUCUAUUACAACAUUGCACAAGAUGAUGGAACAAGAUAUUCAAGCAAAUUGUGUGAGAAGGGCAGGUAGUCAUACAAGGAACUUGUUAAGAGUUAAGCGUGGGCUGGAUAUGGUUAGGGUUUUGUUCGAGCAGAUUAUAGCCUCAGAGGGGAAUUCCUUGAAGGAUCCAGCGUCAAAAGCAUAUACUCAAGUGUUUGCUCCAUAUCAUGGGUGGGCCAUCAGGAAAGCUGUGUCUGCAGGAAUGUAUGCCCUUCCCACCCGGCAACAGCUGAUGAUCAAGCUUAAUGAAGAUGAAAACUCCGCAAGAACGCAGAUGCAAAAUUAUGUAGCCUCGUGUGAUACUGUCGUUACAUAUAUUGACAAACUCUUCAUUUCAAGAGAUUUGGGUAUUGACUGGUGACCAUGGACUGGCUGACAGAACGCCCAUUCAUUUAUGUGAUUCGCCCCAAACCCCUAUUUACUAUAUGAUUUAUAAUCAUGUGAAGCAGUGCUUCAAAUAUUUGUUUGUAACUAACUUGUCUUUAAGAGCAGGAAAAUGAAAAAAAAAAAGCCCUAGAGAAGCACUUGGGUGAGGUUGAGCUCAUCAUUUUAAAAAAUAAAAGCAAAAGAAAAUGUCAGUUUUGACUUCA
Molecule: messenger RNA, 1270 nt
Organism: Capsicum annuum
Lineage: Eukaryota; Viridiplantae; Streptophyta; Magnoliopsida; Solanales; Solanaceae
Product: accelerated cell death 11
Exons: 4
Coding region: 409-1041 (210 amino acids)
Biological process (GO): intermembrane lipid transfer; ceramide transport
Cellular component (GO): membrane; cytoplasm; cytosol
Molecular function (GO): ceramide 1-phosphate binding; ceramide 1-phosphate transfer activity
Source: RefSeq, a predicted model, not a curated record